UACAGAGUUGUUACAUUCAAUCAGCUGUGUAUUUGAAUUUUUAUUUAUUUUUAUUCGCGCCAGUGAAGUAUCAAAAAUUAAAAGCACUUUUUUAUGUUGUAAAUAUACCAAAGUUUAGUAAAAUGUCCAUGUGUAGUGCUGCUGAAAUUGCGGAGAAACGUCGUAUAGCUUUGGAAAAAUUAGCCGCAAAGAAGCAACGCUUAGCUAACUCUGUAACUUCAGGAGACAAAUCCGGGAAUGCCACACUGCAUCAAAAUCGUAACGCCAUAGGUGCUAUUCCGACGAAUACCUUCUUUAAACAGCAACAUCAAGUACAGCAGCAAUCUACAACAAAUAACAAUCAAAACAAAAAGACUCCGCAACAUUCCGCGGGAGCUAUAAAUUUCUUAAAUGACUUAAAACGUAAUAACAUCGGCAGUUAUGCUAGGAAUGCACGCGAUCAAGCGCAUCCUUACCAACGUAAUACGUUGUCCAACAGCAAGCCGAAUGUUAGUGCACUACAUACGCCCAACAAUAGCCAACAACAACAACAAUUAGCGCCGGUUUUUGUUACCAAAGUAAGCUGCAAGGUGUACAUGGUGAGCAAUACACGCUUCGCUGUACAACCUUCAUGUUUCCAUGCCAAAUUGAUUGAUGUAUUCAAGAGUAUACCAUCGAAGGGAUAUGAUGGUACCAAACAUAUCUGGAGUUUUGGUUUGCAUGACUAUCAACUACUGCAAGAUCACGUUUCUGCUAUGAAUCCAGAAGUUGUUAUUGGCACUAUACCAAAAAGCGUAAUUGCGGUUUGUCGCAUGCCAGCUGUGGAAAUCGAACGCUCCUGCUUGUCUUCGAUUGAACCGAAAUUGGGGCAAAAACUGAUGCCAUUUCAGCAGGAUGGCGUUUGCUUUGCUAUAGCGCAUCAUGGUCGCUUGAUGAUUUGUGACGAAAUGGGUCUUGGUAAAACGUAUCAGGCACUGGCAGUAGCUGACUUUUAUAGAGAAUCUUGGCCACUGCUUAUAUGCACAACAGCCUCCAUUAGAGAGUCCUGGGCAACACACAUACGAGAGCUAUUACCUCGCAUACCGAUUCAUUAUAUACAAGUGCUAACCAACAAUCAACAAAGUUUGGAUGAUGCAAAAGUGCUUAUUACCAGUUAUAAUAUGAUGGAUCGGCAUGUGGAACAGUUAGUCCAACAUAAAUUUGGAUUUGUAAUAUUCGAUGAAUCGCACACUUUAAAGAAUUCAAAAACUAAAUGUGCUAUGGUAGCGGGGCGUCUGACGAAACAAGCGCGUCAUGUUCUUAUGCUGUCAGGCACACCAGCGCUUUCACGGCCUUUGGAGUUGUUCACCCAAAUUCAAAUGAUCGAUCGCAAGUUCAUGUCAUUUAUGGAAUUUACUUCUCGCUACUGUGAUGGCAAACAAACACAAUUCGGUUGGGAUGCUUCGGGUCAAUCGAAUCUAGAGGAAUUAAAUGUUGUGCUGAAGUUGAAAUUCAUGAUACGUCGCACAAAGGAAGCUGUGCUACCGCAGUUGGCUGAGAAACAACGCGAAACAGUUGUUUUGGAUCCAGCGCUUAUUGGCAGUAAAGAUAAGGACACAAGUGAUGAUUUAGAGACGCUUAGUAAAGAUUUUUCCUCAAGCGUAGGGCGUGAGCGCGAGCAGAUCCUUAUGAGAUUUUAUUCAACAACUGCUGAGGUUAAAGCGCGCGCUGUUUGUGCAUAUCUCAAAAAUUUAGUCAAAGAGAGGAUAAAAUUUAUUGUAUUCGCACAUCAUCGUGUCAUGUUGGACGCCAUUACUGAUUGCUUAAAUCAAUUGAAUAUUAAUUUCAUACGCAUUGAUGGCAGCACCAAAAAUGAAGCUAGAGCUGAAUACAUUGACGCGUUUCAAACAAAGCCGUCUUGCAUGGUGGCUGUGCUUUCGUUGCGCGCAUGUAAUGCAGGCAUCACGCUGACCGCAGCUGAAAUGAUAAUUUUUGCCGAGUUGGACUGGAAUCCAAGUACCUUGGCGCAGGCUGAAAGUCGCGCACAUCGCAUUGGCCAAAAUAAACCGAUUAUUUGUCGUUAUUUAAUGGCCUCUAAAACCGCUGACGAUAUUAUUUGGAAUAUGUUGAAAAAUAAACAGGAUGUAUUAAAUAGAGCUGGGCUCUUUUGUGAAAAUUUGCAAGAUGCUACGCAUACUGCAGCGCCAACGGGGUCGCACAAAAUCGAAGACUUUUUCUCGCCUGUGAAGAUGGAAAACCAGCCGACCACAAAGGUUAGUGUUGAGCCAAAUAAAGAAGUGAAAGAGAAUGAAAGUGCCACAAUUGCUACAGCCAAAAAUUUAGACAUGAGCAAGGAGUUGGAAAAUAUUGAAGAUUUAUUUAUGGAUGAUGAUGAUUUUAAGGAUUUAAUGUGUUGAUCCUGAAGGGGAGAAAAAGGGAAAGCGCAUGGAAGCGUGUUAUAUGCCUUUAAAUGCUACCUUUAUAGAGUACUCAUUUAUAACAACAAAUUUAAGUACAUUUUAUUGCUUAAGGAUUCUAUUCGUACUCACAUGUUUUGUCAUUAAAUAGUUUAAACCUUUUUGAAUGUAUCUAAAAGCUUUUAAUAU
Messenger RNA from Rhagoletis zephyria (snowberry fruit fly), 2564 nucleotides. RefSeq names its product SWI/SNF-related matrix-associated actin-dependent regulator of chromatin subfamily A-like protein 1 (gene Marcal1). NCBI's taxonomy places the organism in Eukaryota, Metazoa, Arthropoda, Insecta, Diptera, Tephritidae. Gene Ontology annotation, molecular function: ATP binding. Gene Ontology annotation, biological process: replication fork processing; DNA repair. The record is from RefSeq and is a predicted model, not a curated record. Gene Ontology annotation, cellular component: nuclear replication fork.